CUCCCGGACAGUUUCCAUUAGAGAUUCGAACGUAGAUUUUUUUUUUCUUUUUUUGUUGUAUGGUUAUCUCGUCAGUAGAUAGACAUAGUUGACUUCACCUGUUGCCCAGAGAUGUUGAGAACCGCUGAGCAGAUGUGAUCGGCUCGACCUUAGUUUAACUAACACAGAUCGUUCAGAACAACGUCGUUUUCUUGUGUGUAGUUUAAGUACAGCAGUGAGGAACACGGGCAUGGAUCUGAGACCGGAGCUCCCUACAGCCUCCUCUGCCUCUCAAGUCCACCCAGGAGCGGCAGCAGCGGCCGCAGCGGCCUCUAUCCCGGUGUCCAUGGCCGGCAACCUGCUGCGCGGCCCUCCUCUCCUCUUGCGCGCGGCUGACAAGUAUCCGCGUACCCCGAAAUGCGCCCGCUGCAGGAAUCACGGCGUCGUCUCCGCGCUGAAGGGCCACAAGCGCUACUGCCGCUGGAAGGACUGUAUGUGCGCCAAGUGCACCUUGAUCGCGGAGAGGCAGCGAGUGAUGGCGGCGCAAGUGGCGCUGCGGCGGCAGCAGGCGCAGGAGGAGAACGAAGCCCGAGAGCUGCAGCUGCUCUACGGCACGGCCGAGGGACUCGCCCUGGCCGCCGCCAACGGCAUCAUCCCCCCGCGUCCAAACUACGAGGUGUUUGGCUCUGUCAGCAGCGAGAGCAACUCAGCAGAUUCAAGUAUCCAGAAGUACGAGCUGUUUCCAAAGAGCCAGCACUCCGGGUCCGCGACCCCUCAGCAGCCUGUGGGGAAACCGGCGUCCACCGAGAGUGACUCGGCCCCGGGCAUCUCGUCCCCUGACGGCCGGCAUGGAGGCUCAGGUUCAGAGAACGGAGACAGCGAGUCUUUCAUCAGCUCGCCGGUGUCCAAGCCUUUAAAAGAUGGAGAGGACACUCCCGGGUCCGUCAGCUCCCUGGGCUCUGAUUCCGGCUCUGAGACCGACAAAGACGAGCAGGAGCCCUCCCCUUCCUCCGCGGCCUCCCGGCACAUGAACGCCAUCGACAUCCUGACCCGAGUGUUCCCCAGCCACAAGCGGAGCGUCCUGGAGCUCGUCCUCCAGGGCUGUGGUAAAGACGUGGUCCAGGCCAUCGAGCAGAUCCUUAACAACAGCGGCGCCCAAGGCCCCAACAAGGCCGGGACAGAAGAGACGUGGACGGCAGAGAGGAUGCUCCAGAACGCGCAACAGCCACCGCCGUCCUCCGCAUCCACAACCGCACCGACGAGGCCCAUGUUACCAGGAGCCAUGACGCUGAGUAACCGCUCUGCGUUUUCACCUCUGCAGCCAAACGCCCCGCACUUCGGCGCCGACCCCAGCACCUAUCCUCUGGGCACCCACCUGGGACUGAACCCGCUGCGACUGGCCUACUCUGCGCACAGCCGGGGACUGGCUUUCAUGACGCCCUACUCCACCACCGGGUUGAUGCCCACCCUAGGCUUCAGACCACCGAUGGACUAUGCCUUUAGCGACCUGAUAAGGGACAGGACAAUGUUACACAAAGAGCAAGGCUAUGCCAGCGGCCUGUACGGGCCUUUGGUCAACAACACGCCGGACAAACAGUGAGGCUGGUGGACUGACCGCAGAGACACAUUCCAUUGUAUUUGUAGCCACAAGUGUUGAAUGUUCUGGGGGAAAUCUGUUAUGUGUUUUGGCUACAGCCUACUGUACAUAAUAGGAUUAUCUGGCUUGUAGUCAAAUGGUCUGAGAGGGGGAAAACUAAACUCACUUAUGUGUAAUUUUCCAAAAUAAUUUUAUAUGUUAGACUACAAAAGUUUGGAUGACAUUCCCCAUUUAUGAGCCUGAUUAUGCCGUCAAUAAAAUAACGUGAGACUGAAAAGAUAUUUAUAGACUCCCAAAUAAAUCAUGACUAAGCUGGGAAAGCGAAAAGCAAACCCAGUUGCACAAUAGGCUAAAACCACAUAUACAUGCUUUUAUCAAUGAUUUAUAUGUCAGUUCUACAGGAUUUAAAAUAAAACGUAGUAACGAAGAAAUGAUUUAUUAGAGACUUAUUAUUAUUAUUAGAGACUUUUUAAAAAACCCACCAUUUUUUUAGCUGGUUGGUGAAGUUGAAGUUAAAAUAUAAUUUUCAAAAUCAAAGUUUAAAUAUGCAGUUCUCUCUCACACAUCGAAUAAUAAACGGGGGCAAAAUUAAGUUAUUAAAACAUGUAGCCUACGGAUGUUAACCCUAUUUCCUGUUGUAAAAGUUGAACUAAUGAUGUGUAAAUGCCAUCCCUUUUUUCCUAUGUAUUAUUUCAC
Toxotes jaculatrix (banded archerfish) is the source of this 2272-nucleotide messenger RNA. It is a transcript of the gene dmrta2, whose product is annotated as DMRT-like family A2. Gene Ontology annotation, biological process: sex differentiation; regulation of transcription by RNA polymerase II; germ cell development. The record is from RefSeq and is a predicted model, not a curated record. Gene Ontology annotation, molecular function: DNA-binding transcription factor activity, RNA polymerase II-specific; RNA polymerase II cis-regulatory region sequence-specific DNA binding; protein binding. The coding region runs from base 230 to 1579 and encodes 449 amino acids. Lineage: Eukaryota; Metazoa; Chordata; Actinopteri; Toxotidae. Gene Ontology annotation, cellular component: nucleus. The transcript has 2 exons.